UACCGGAAAUGUCUAAGCAUCCAUUCGGCAGGAGGGUUGCAACGUGGCUAGCUCAAAGUUUGUCUUAUAAAAAAACAGCUUUGACGUUUUAUACACUCAUCUACUGAUGGACUGUUAGCUGUGAUUAUCUACUUCACAGAAAGAACGAAAAGGUUCACAAUACUGUCCUAACAAGAUGGCUGACUCUGAUGGAUUGCCAGGCACUCAACCUCAACAAAAUCCUGUUCGCCAGUUCUUCAGACGGAUAGGAACGGUUUAUCAGAGUAACUUGGAUAGAACUACACCACAUACAAGCAUACGAUGGAUUUCAACAACUGUUCUGUCUGUUGCGUAUUGUGUUAGGGUGGUAUUACUUCAGGGCUGGUAUAUAGUAACAUAUGCACUAGGGAUUUAUUUACUGAAUAUGUUUCUGGCCUUUCUCACCCCCCAAGUUGAUCCAGCAUUGGUUGAAGAUGAUGCAGAAGAUGGUCCAUCUCUUCCUACCAGAGCUAAUGAAGAAUUCAAACCAUUUAUGCGUAGAUUACCAGAAUUCAAAUUUUGGUACUCUGCUACCAAAGCUAUUUCUAUAGCGAUGUUUUGCACAUUUUUUGAAGCAUUCAAUAUUCCAGUGUUUUGGCCCAUACUUGUGAUGUAUUUUAUAAUUCUGUUUGUCAUAACAAUGAAAAGGCAGAUAAAACAUAUGAUUAAAUACAGAUACAUACCAUUUUCUCAUGGAAAGAAGAAAUAUCAAGGAAAAGAAGACAGUGGGAAGGUUGUGUCUUCUUAAGGACAAUUAUGUUGUAAACUGCAGUUCAAACAGAAACAGUAAUAGUUAAGAGAGUGUUACAGGAGCCAGUGGUAGGAAAUCAUAAUAUAAACCUGAAUAAAUGGAAGCACAAGGCAACUAUUUUAUCUUAUAAAGCAAACAAAAAAUUCAAAAUGCUGUAAAUACAUGAAAUGAAGAUGUAUAUCAGUAUGUAAAAUAACAGAUCUUUACUGUGUAGUAAUAAAUAAUACUUUGUAUUAAUACAGACUGUAUGUGUGCAUUGUAAUACAGACUAUAUGUGCAUUUUAAUACAGACUGUAUGUGUGUAUAGUAAUACAGACUGUAUGUGUGUAUAGUAAUGCAGACUGUAUGUGUGCAUUGUAAUACAGACUGUAUGUGUGUAUAGUAAUACAGACUAUAUGUGUAUAGUAAUACAGACUGUAUGUGUGCAUUGUAAUACAGACUGUAUGUGUGUAUAGUAAU
Molecule: messenger RNA, 1228 nt
Organism: Pecten maximus
Lineage: Eukaryota; Metazoa; Mollusca; Bivalvia; Pectinida; Pectinidae
Product: protein RER1-like
Exons: 7
Coding region: 176-766 (196 amino acids)
Biological process (GO): protein retention in ER lumen; retrograde vesicle-mediated transport, Golgi to endoplasmic reticulum
Cellular component (GO): Golgi membrane
Source: RefSeq, a predicted model, not a curated record